Messenger RNA from Botrytis deweyae, 2391 nucleotides. RefSeq lists its product as uncharacterized. Gene Ontology annotation, cellular component: nucleus. Gene Ontology annotation, biological process: DNA-templated transcription; regulation of transcription by RNA polymerase II. Bases 1 to 2391 code for a protein of 796 amino acids. Gene Ontology annotation, molecular function: zinc ion binding; RNA polymerase II cis-regulatory region sequence-specific DNA binding; DNA-binding transcription activator activity, RNA polymerase II-specific. The transcript has 5 exons. NCBI's taxonomy places the organism in Eukaryota, Fungi, Ascomycota, Leotiomycetes, Helotiales, Sclerotiniaceae. The record is from RefSeq and is a predicted model, not a curated record.
AUGGAGGAUACUCGAUUUGAUUCUUCUCGCAAACGGCCACGACCAGUUGUUUCUUGUUUGCGAUGUCGUGAAAAGAAAUUGAAAUGCGAUCGACUCUUACCAUGUCAAAAUUGUACCAAGAUACCUAGUGGCCCAGCUGAAUGUACUUACAAUCACGACCCUUCAAAAUCCAUUUCAAAAUCCAGACCUUCAACACAUUCACCAGGAGAUCGUACUCCUGAUCUUAAAUUCGCACCAACCAUAGGAAACAAUUCGAACAUUGUUCAGGGCAAUGGUGGGGUCGGCGUUGUUGAGGAGCUUCAAUCCCGUGUCGCAAGGCUUGAAGAAUUACUUCAAGUUACGGGAAAGUUAUCGAAUAUUCAAAAGUUACCAUCACAGCCAUCACCAAUUCAUAAAGUUUCGAAACGUACAAAUGCUCCUUCAAGAUUGAUACCGGGACUCUGCACCUUGAUUGUGAAAGGGUCGAGGAGUAGAUAUCAUGGUCAAAAUGAUCGAAUCACCUUGUUAAAUCAGUUUCCUGAGGCAAAAGACUUCAUAAACAAGAGUGCAACAAGUAAUACUUCCAUCAUCAAUCUUGCUAAAGAUGUUCAAUAUCUGCAGCAAAAAUCUCAAAGUCAUUUCAGGAUGCGAAAAGAGACAUUGAGCCAAGAAAGUGCUGCAGUUCUUUCAAAACUUCGAGAGUUUCUUCCUGGAAAACCUGUUUGUGAUAGGUUAUUGAAGAUCUAUACUGAAAAUUUCGAAAAGAGUUCAAGGAUCCUUCAUGUGCCCUCCUUCCUUCGGCUUUACUCGCACUUUUGGACUUCUCCCGACGAUAAAAUAUUUCAAUCUUCACCAUUUUUACCUCAAUUGACGGCCAUACUAGCGAUCUGUUAUAAGUUCCUCGAUAGUGAUUCGGGAUUUGACGAUGACCAGAAGACGUAUUUGGAAAUGGCAUCACUCGAGCUUGUGGCGGCUUGGACCGAUACUCUAAGUCGAAAGCAGGCAAUUGAUAUAUCAACUUUGCAAAUCGAAACGCUGCUUUUACUUGCUCGACAACUACAACUUAUCUCUUCAGAUAAGCUCUGGUGUGCUACGGGGGCUUUGGUUCGUUCUGCCAUGGUGAUGGGACUUCACUUGAGACCAGCGGACUUUAAGAAGAUUUCACCGUUUCAUGCUGAGUUAAGACGAAGACUUUGGGCAACAAUUGUUCAAAUGGACCUACAAGCAUCCAUGGCUGCGAGCAUGCCCAGUAUUGUUCCUGACAUAGACUUUACUCAAUUGGCUCCAGCAAAUUUGAAUGAUGCGGAUUUUGAUGAAUCUACAACUGAACUUCCUCCUUCAAGGCCUUUAUAUGAAUGGACCGACUCUCUCGCCCAGGUCACAUUAGCCAUGUCGUUGGCGCAACAACUCAAGGUUGUUUCACUUAUCAGAGAUAUUAGUCCUAAUAUGGAUCUUACAGAAGUUGUUCGAGAAGGAAGGAAAUUGGAGGAACUUUUACGACGUGUUCCAGUACCACUCAAAUUAGAUGGAACACUUCAACGCUCUCCUUCUCAUCUAUUAGAUUGUGUCUUAUUGGAUAUAUAUCUGAGGAGACCUUUUCUCAAUCUUUACCGAUUGCUUUUAUGGGAAGAGCGACAAGAUGAUCCAUUAUUCCGAGAGAUGCAACAAAUUUGUUUGGAAUCGUCAGUUGCCAUUGUUUCUUAUCAAGAUUAUUUUGAUCCCUCAGUGGCAGAUUUGGAUUUGUUGAGUACAAACUUGCAUUGGACAAUGUUUCAAAUUUGUUGCAAGAACGACGUUUUAGCCGCUGUCUUGAGCAUCUGUCAAUAUAUCAAAGCAUCUGCAUCAGGGUCUCAAAGCAAUGAGCCCAGUCCAGGAUUUACACCCAAUCAAUUCCCAACAACCUUACCUAGCCCUCCAGCAACAAAUACACAUUUUUCAAAAGCCAGGCUUACUAGGAUAGUAGAAGGUACACUAGAAGGCUUCACUAAGAGAGUGGGGGAAUUUGGUAGUGAUCUCAAAGAUGUUCUCAUUCUUUCUGUGGCGAUGCAAUCCGUACGAGCGAAUGGUACAUCGAAUCUAAAAGAGAAUUUGAUGCACGAAGGUUCCAAGAAAGCAUUGUUAGCAUGCAGGCAGACGCUGCUACAAUCCUUUCCUGAUGAAGAAAUGAAACUUCCAUCCAACAAUCCAGAACUGAAAGAGGAUAGUAAGAAUAAUAUCAGAGCAACACCUGCAGUGGAUAUCCCAAUGUCUACUGUGGACCAAGCCAUUUAUACCUCCCAGCCAGGAUAUGUAGAUCAGUUAGCCACUUUUGCGGCUGAUGCGAAUCAGUUUCAGGGUGACAUCUUUGAUUUUUCAGAUGCUGGUAUAUUUAAUGUGGACAAUGAUUGGAGUUACAACGAGUUUUGGCAAUAA